AUGGCACGUUUUCCUCUUGUUAUUAAACUUGCCAAUGUUCUUGUCUACCUUUUCCUUCUCGGCGCCAAUAUUUACUCAGUAGCUGGUCCAGAUCAAGAUCAAUCCCCAUGGCAUGAAGACCAUCCCACAUUCAUCACGCCAGCAGAAUAUGCAUUCUAUAUUUGGGGAAUAAUCCACUUCCUCUUUGGUGGUUUCAUCAUCUAUCAAUUCUUUAGCACAGCAACCGAACCAGUCACCGAUGGCAUCCACUGGCACUUUGUUUCAAUCUCCCUCUGGAACACUCUCUGGCUCUAUCUAUGGCAAACUAAUCAUCUCAUCCUCUCUUUCAUUGUCAUCCUUAUCACCUCUUCGCAAGUUUCCUUCGUCUACUACACCCUCCAUAACAAAUAUCCAGCCCAAAAUCUCAAUGACAAGAUUUGGAUUCAUGCACCAUUUUCCCUUUACCAUGCCUGGAUCUUGGUUAUUGUUCUCAUAAAUCUCUUUGCUGCCUUCACCCAAGAAGCUGAGGAAGACACAAAACCAACACUCAUCACUAAAAUCUUGGUCUUCCUUGGUUUGCUCUUCCUCGAAUCAACUGCUGUCGGUUACAUUGAAUACUUCAAAGGUGAUUUCGCCGGUGCUCUCGUAAUUGCCUGGACCUUGUUCACCAUCUACCUUGGACAAGCUGACUUAUUCAUCCGCUAUUCUGCUCUUUUCUUCUCCGUUGUUACUCUCUUCCACUCGUUCAAACCUCUCGUCAAGAAAUACUUCUUUGCUUCACGCGAAGAAACUGCACCAUUGUUGGGUUAA
This is a messenger RNA of Ambispora leptoticha, 789 nucleotides long. Lineage: Eukaryota; Fungi; Glomeromycota; Glomeromycetes; Archaeosporales; Ambisporaceae. The record is from the annotation of a GenBank genome assembly.